Messenger RNA from Peromyscus leucopus (white-footed mouse), 1954 nucleotides. It is a transcript of the gene Iyd, whose product is annotated as iodotyrosine deiodinase. NCBI's taxonomy places the organism in Eukaryota, Metazoa, Chordata, Mammalia, Rodentia, Cricetidae. The coding region runs from base 45 to 902 and encodes 285 amino acids. Gene Ontology annotation, molecular function: oxidoreductase activity. The transcript is spliced from 5 exons. The record is from RefSeq and is a predicted model, not a curated record. Gene Ontology annotation, biological process: thyroid hormone metabolic process.
GCCAGUGUGGGAGUGUGCCGACCUUCCGGGUCAGACUUCGGACCAUGUUUCUCCUCACUCCAGUGUUGGUGGCGGUUGUCUGCAUCUUGGUGGUAUGGGUCUUUAAAAAUGCCGAUAGAGGCCUGGAGAGAGAGAAGGGGGCGGCUGGAGCUCGCCCCUGGGUGGAUGAAGACUUGAAAGACAGUACUGACCUCCUUCAAGUGGAAGAAGAUGCUGAUGAAUGGCAAGAAUCCGAGGAGAGUGUGGAGCACAUCCCGUUCUCUCACACCCGGUACCCAGAGCAGGAAAUGAAGACAAGAUCUCAGGAAUUCUAUGAACUCCUCAAUAAGAGACGCUCGGUCAGGUUUAUCAGCAGUGAGCCAGUCCCUAUGGAAGUCAUCGAUAACGUCAUCAAAGCAGCAGGAACCGCUCCAAGUGGGGCCCACACUGAGCCCUGGACCUUUGUGGUGGUGAAGGACCCAGACGUGAAGCACAAGAUCCGAGAGAUCAUCGAGGAGGAGGAAGAGAUAAAUUACAUGAAGAGGAUGGGAGAGCGAUGGGUCACGGACCUGAAGAAACUGAGAACCAACUGGAUUAAGGAGUACCUGGACACCGCCCCGGUGCUGAUUCUCGUCUUCAAACAAGUCCACGGUUUUGCUGCAAAUGGGAAGAAAAAGGUCCACUACUACAAUGAGAUCAGCGUGUCCAUUGCCUGUGGCAUCCUGCUGACUGCACUCCAGAACGCGGGGCUGGUGACCGUCACUACCACGCCCCUAAACUGUGGCCCGCGUCUGAGGGUGCUCCUGGGCCGCCCCUCGCAUGAGAAGCUGCUGGUGCUGCUUCCUGUGGGGUACCCCAGCAGAGAAGCCACCGUGCCUGACCUCAGGAGGAAAGCUCUGGACCAGAUCAUGGUGACAGUAUAAUCAGCCACCCUCUGUUGGGAUGACGCUCGCUUCUCUCCUCCUGGGGCUGCUGGCUUCGCUAGCUUUCUGAGUCAGGUCUCCUUUGCAAACCGGUGCACAGGGAAGGCGCUUCUCAUGGCAUAUCUUUCUGCACUCUCUAGAACUUUCCAUCCAGUAAGUACUGUUUUUGUUGAGCUGUUUUAGUGAACAUGUGGGGCAAGAGGUCAAGAAGCAUGCACGCCUUAACUCCUUUACAAGAUUAUAGGUGAUUUUUUUUCAUUUACUUAAAAAAAUUAAUAUAGAGAAGUCACACUAGAUAAUUUACUAUAGUUCCACAAGUUACCUCUACAAUGGUUUUUAGUUUAAAUGUUGACUAAUCAAGUGGUCCUUCGGUCCUCUGCUUUCUGGUGGCUUUGAGACUGUGAAUGGAGGUCUAUUCUGCCACUGGACUUCAUGGAGGGAGACUCUGCUAAUCUUGAAUGAAUAACCAUUAAAGUCCCUAAAUUAUGGUACUCACAGAACCAGGGAGGGAUGUCUGCAUGCCAUGAUCUAGCUGGCAGUUAUCUGAACAUGAUGAGUGAGCUGCAUGUGUCAGAGCUGGCUUAUACUAGCACAUAGAACCUGGUAGUUAAAGACUCUGGACUUAUAAAACAAAUUAUUUAACCAGUGUGGCUUAAAAUUGUCCAUGGUGAAAGUGUUUAUACAAAAGGAGUUGGCAACCACCACUGAGCAGUUUCAGCUUUUCAGAGACACUAUUUGCCUCACACAGCAUCUUCUGCCUACUUGCUCUAAUGAAACACACUUACCUGUUCUUCAGGUAACAGCAAUACUCUUUGGGACUUCCCUGGUCCCAGGUAUCCAGCUGGACCUACCAGAGCUAGUCAAUUACCCCUCCACAGCCAUCGGCCCUCCCAGGGGCCUGAUGUACAUGUCUUUAUAUUUUUGUCUGGGCAGUUCUCCAUCCAGCUGGUCUAUCUCCACUUUGUGUCUCUGCCACAGCAUCUUCCUUUUCCUCCUCCUCCUCCUCCUCCUCCUCCUUGUCCUCCUCCUACUUCUCCUUCCCCCCCCCACCC